UCAUAUCUCCUCUACCAUCAUGAUCCGAAUCUUCUUUGUUCUUCUCGCUACUCUCCUCAUUCUCACCGAUGCAUGUGGAUCUAGUGGUGCAUGUGGUUGCUGUGGUUGCCGAGCAAAAGCAAAGGCGAGAGCUGCAAAACGAGUUAGUGGAGAUUUGGUUCAAGAGUUUGAUGGAAAGGAUGAUGGAAAUAUUUUUGGACUCAAAGUCUGGAAUGAUACGAAAACUCCAAUCACUGAAAAGAGCAUUCAGUUGUUGACAAAUCCUAACCACUUGUUCCAUGUAUGCUGUGAGGAACGACAGUUGCCUCCCGCAUGUGUUCAGAAAUGCCAUUUUAAUGUUUAUAACAAAGGAGUGCUGGAAUCAAUGUUCUUUGGUUCAAGUGAAUGCCCGAUUGAAUUCCUGCCAGAAAUGCAAUUUUGUGCGGCUCAAGGAAAAGAUCAUAGCCAGUGUUGCUCACAAAGUCAGGUGGAUGCAACGACGGCUGGAAGUAAAUGUCUAACCUUCUGCGAUCAAACACCCGAUCUCUACACUCCAAUUGAUUACAGCUAUGCGCCUUGCCUAGACAGGUUCGAGGACAUGAAACGAUGCUUCUAUGAUAAUGUGAAGUCGGAUGCAAUCACACAUUUCGAGGCGAAAAAGAGUUUGCAGGAUAAGAGUACAUCUUAUUAAUUGUUUUUGAUUUUAUAUUUACUUAACUUGAGAUUUCGAAAUAAAAUGUGCGAUUUCGCAAUACCCA
Caenorhabditis elegans is the source of this 737-nucleotide messenger RNA. It is a transcript of the gene dbd-12, whose product is annotated as DB domain-containing protein. NCBI's taxonomy places the organism in Eukaryota, Metazoa, Nematoda, Chromadorea, Rhabditida, Rhabditidae. The transcript has 5 exons. The coding region runs from base 20 to 670 and encodes 216 amino acids. The record is from RefSeq and is marked reviewed.